AUGGUGGUUAACGCACCAGAUACUCCUAUACAGGCUGAAGUGAUAUUUGUAAUAGAAGCAACGUCGGUGAACAGCGCUUUUAUAAAUGAACUGAAAACAAACUACAUAAUACCCACACUCGAAUAUUUUCAUGGUGGUGCUUUAGAGGAGGGUGUUGGUAGUGGUUCGGUGUACGGGGUAGUGGCCUACCAAGCUGCUGAUUGUCACCCCGGUUCGCCUGUCUCAACGUUUGGUCCAUUUACUUCACCAGACACAGUUUUAGAGACAGUCGACAAUAUCGAGUUCAUAGGUGGUCAUGCGGAGAGUCGAGCUUGUGUGACCGAAGCCCUAACUACGGCGCUAUCAUGUCUCGAAGAAUUAGGUCGUACAGAUAUACCGAUGCAUGUGGUGCUAUUGUGUUGCUCACCACCUUACUCCGCCUAUAAUGGUGGUCUUGUUCCAGCCGGUGCUCCAGCGACAAUUGAGCAAGCGGGUAGAUUGAUAGCCGAGCGUGGUGUUCAACUGUCUAUAGCGGCUGCUAAACGCUUGCCAGCUAUGCUAGCGCUGUACGAGCACGCUGGAGGCGAACUACAUACAGCUCAACAGAGGAAUUAUGCUAAGGAUCCUCGUCAUUUGGUGCUACUCCGAGGCUACAGUCUUAAAGAGCGUCCGCCGAGCCCCGCCCCGCCACCGGCACCCGACAUACAGACGGAUGUAUACGGUCAAAGCGCCGUCCGUACAUCAGUCCCUCCAGCCCGCGCGUCAGGCCCUCAGUACCGUCCCGGAGGCCCGGCCCGCGGCUGGCUGGCCCCGCCGAGACAGCAGUACGCUAACUCGGCGCUCCUCACACAACUGGCGCAGCCCUCCUGCCCGCCGCCUCCCAUACAGGCGAAUAUCCAGCGUAUGCAGCUGUUGCAGCCGGGUCCGUCGGGUCCGCUACAGAGGACGUACAUCUGGAGCGGCGUGCUGGAGUGGAUGGAGAAGGGCAAGACACCCGGUGACCAGCAGAAGGUCACCAAGCUGCUGCCCUGCCAGGUUUCAGCAAACUCCAAAGACAUCGAGCCGGAAUUGAAGGUGGAUACUUGGCCCAGCAAGCUGUUGAUGCAGCUUAUGCCGAAGCAGCUGAUCAGCAACAUCGGCGGGCAGUACCUCAAGGACAGCAAGUCCGUGCUGUUCCAUCUGCAGCAGAACGAAGCAUUGGACGCCCUUACCAAGGUUAUGGUCAACGGUUUUGCCGGAUGCGUACAUUUCUCCCCGAUGUCCUCGCCGCCUCAAUGCGACAUCAAAGUAUUGAUACUCUUGUACACAUCCGACAAAAAAGCUUUUCUGGGUUUCAUACCGAAUAAUCAAGCUACUUUCGUUGAUAGACUUAGAAAGGUUAUCCAACAACAGAAAAUGAACAAGCAACUUCCGGUUCCGGUGAGCGCGGCCGCCAUGACCGGAAACAUGCCCACCGCUACCAUGGCUGGUAAUUCCCUCGGCGCCGGCAUAUCUCCCAACUUAUCAAUGGGCGGAUCCCUCAAUGUUAACAACAUCAACAAUCAACAGGGACAACAACACUCGCAGGGUAUGAUAAUGGGAGGUGGUAUGACCGGUCAGGUCAGCCAAGUGGGUCAAGUCAGUCAGGUCGGGCAAGUGGGAGGCAAAGGUCCGCGGGGGGUUCCCCUCGACGGGCUUGAGGCCGCCCGACAACAGAACUUGGAGAAGAUACAACACUUACAACAGACGUUAGAAGCCGCUCACCAACAGGAGGCGCAGUUUAAAUCGCAGAUGGACAUCAUGACGCAUCUACAAGCUGCGCAACAACAAGAACAACACUAUAAACAUCUGGAGGAGCAGCAACGCAAGCAUCAGUUGCAGCAUCAAUUGCAGCAACAACUUCGCGGGGCGCAACGGGCCAUGAGACCUAUCAUGCCCACUAACCCUGGACUGAGGCAUUUAUUGCAACAGCAACCGCAGUAUCGCGCUGCGGGCACCGGCCGCCCUCCUGGUCAACAAUUCGAAGACGUGGCCAACUACAAUGACUUCCUAUAA
Danaus chrysippus (African queen) is the source of this 2013-nucleotide messenger RNA. The record is from the annotation of a GenBank genome assembly. Lineage: Eukaryota; Metazoa; Arthropoda; Insecta; Lepidoptera; Nymphalidae.